Penaeus indicus is the source of this 3049-nucleotide messenger RNA. RefSeq lists its product as uncharacterized. Gene Ontology annotation, cellular component: cytosol. The transcript is spliced from 12 exons. The record is from RefSeq and is a predicted model, not a curated record. Bases 299 to 3049 code for a protein of 916 amino acids. Gene Ontology annotation, molecular function: fibroblast growth factor receptor binding; transmembrane receptor protein tyrosine kinase adaptor activity. NCBI's taxonomy places the organism in Eukaryota, Metazoa, Arthropoda, Malacostraca, Decapoda, Penaeidae.
CUUGUACCGAGAAGGAGGUGUAUCUUGUUGAAACUUCGUUAUUUUGAGGGGUUUGAGUGAAACGUUUGUAUUUUGUGAGGAAUUAGUGCAGUACCUGUUGGGAAUGCUGGCGUGGAAUAGUUGUUGGUGAUGAUUUUUAUUGGUUAAUAAUUUGAAUCAAUGGAAAUUGUUAUUUUUUUCACUAUUUACGUAAUGACGUUUUGCUGGCCGUAUAAUUCAGUGAUUGGACAGUCCGUUACAGAUAAACUGACUGGCAAAUAGAGCUAUCAGAGAGAAAGUGAUACAAACGAGUGCCAACAUGAAUCACACAUACAUGAACACGGGAGUGCCCAAGCAUCAGAAUGGCCCUGCCAAGGCGGUGGACAUGGAUAUGGACUUCGUGACAGAUGCAAACGUUUAUUACAACCUGCCUCCUCCCUUGCCAUCGGCUAAUUUCCGGGGCACGUCACUUCCUCGUGGUCAUCAUUCCCCACAGCAUCAGCAGAUGAACAGGGCAUCUUCCUCUUGCCCCGCCUCACCCAAGCUUCCCUCUGCUGCCUCCUCUCCUCGGAAAGGUGGCCUCCCCCUGUCACGGCCGCCCUGUGCCAGUGACAAGGGAAGCAAACCUUCCCUGCCGCCCGCCGUGCCAGAACGGGGCGACCCGAAGCCGAAACACGAGAAGUUGUCGCACACUCGUUCCUUCGACCUGGAUCACAUCUACCAGAACCUUUGCACGGCAGUCAAAGGCGCCUCCAAACCGAGAAGCAAUUCCUUCAGCAUCCCGUGGCGGCGGAAGAAGAAACUGCAGGAGACUUCGCCGGGGAUCGCGGAAGAGGCCCGGGAAGAGGGAGGAGGAGGAGGAGGAGGAAGCGGCAAACCCCAGCCCCUGGCCAGCCCGAGUGUCACGUCCAGCACCAGCAACGGCGCUGAGAACGGGAGCCCGAGAUCACUACCCGACACCCGCGGGAGCAGAGCCAGCCUUAACAGUAACAGCGACAAUAGCAGUGACAGCAGUAACGACGACGACGACGACGGCGAAAGCGACUACGACGGCUAUUGGGGUGAGGUGUGUCCCAGUGUGACCUACAUCAAGAGGGACCUGCCCGUGCCCCGCUUGCCUGCAGCCGACGCGAGCGCAGAGCAGGACGAGGAGCAGACCAGCUACAACACCACGGCCACCCUGCCCCUCCGCGCCGCCAAGGGACCCAAAAAGAACGGCGGCGACAAGCAGCAGACGGAAAAUUUCGACUUGACGGCCAAUCUAGAAGAAUGGCGACAGAAAGCAAGAUGGUUGGAGAGGAAACGCAGAUCGAAGGACAUUCGAAUUACAGGAGAAAACAAAGGCAUCGACAUCGCCAUCCUGUACGCGUCGGACGGCACGAUCUGGAAGGACUACCUGCACAGCACCUUCACGCAGUUCCGCAAAGGGUGCAGGGACUUCGGCGGCAUCUUGAUAGAAAACGUGAACGUGGAGGAAAUCAAAGAGGACGUCGAGCUGCUUCAGAGAAUGACACUCAAGAGUGCAAAGCUUCAGAUUGUAAUACUCUCCCCACACUUCAUGGAGCACAUUGCCAACCAUGCAAGAAGUGAACUUGGACAUGUGUUUAAGCCAAAGAAGGUGUUAUGUUUACUGCUGAAUGUGGAUAACAGCAGUUUUACACCUGCACAUCUUUCUGUGCUUUACUCUUACAAGGAAUGGCAGCAUCUCACUGUACGAAGUGAGGACAUGUCAUUUGUACAAGAAGUUAUCAUUAAAGCUACCGGCAUUCUCAAUAGCAGUGAAGUCUACUCAGGUUAUCGAGAUGAAAGCUUAGCCCGUUUUAAAGUCAUACCUCGGAAAAUUACCUCGACACAUCCACAAGUAUAUAUAAUCAUGACUGAUGAAGUGCAAGACAAAGUUGUAAUAUCGGUGACCAGUGCAAACAAAGAACCAGACAUCAUCAGAAAAUGGCGCUUGCAGAACCCCUAUACCAUCAGUUUCCAAAUUCCAGAGUCAUACUUGGAAACCUCUGCCUUCCUGUAUAUAGAAGUGUCAGUGAAUGGAAAGAGUCAAGGAUCACGGCAAGUGAAGUGUGAACGAAACAUGGAUACAUUGUCACAGAUUCUUUCAAAUUCCAAAAACCCAAUUGACCUCAUGUGUCAGGCCCUAAACCUGAAUCCCUUGAACAAUGAUCUGGACCUGUGCUUGGCCAAGAACUUCAGUAUGCGUACUCCUCCCAGCAGAAGUGCAGAUGAUGACAGCGAGAAAGGUACUUCGUUUUUUCCUACUUGGGUACACUUCAGUGCCUAUUAUGGCCUGAAAAUGUUUACAUGGGCCUUACUGGAGGCUCCUGGUGCCAGGUGCGCUCUCAGUAUUCCAAAUUGUGAUGGUGAUACUCCAUCCUUACUUGCCUUCAAGAGUGGCUAUCUGCCCUUAGCACACGCAUUAGAAACAGAAAUGGUGUGUUCAAAACCCAGAGGAGUAUCAUCACCACAACACAUCAAGAGGACAGGUUGGAAGAAAACUAAUGUUGCAACAUACAAUAAUCCUCCGCCCCCUCGGCCACUGAAAUCCAAUUAUGACACAUUGCCUGCACCAAGAUCAGUGUCCCCAAGUAAUUCGCCACCUGCACCUUCAGGUGCUUCUUCAGAGAGUUCAGUUUCUGUUACUCCUCCACCAACAAUGACACCUCCCAUAUCCUCACCUCAGUUAGUUGAGGAAGACAACAAUUCUAGCUAUAAUGAAGAGGGGUGUCAUGCGUCCCAACAGUCCUUGCCUUCUUUACCAUCUGCCCUUAGUAAUACUGAUUUUGCGCUUGAUCCAAAAUCACAUUCAUUAAAAGAGGUGGUUGAAAGCUACCUUAACAUGAAUGUCACAGGUAGACAUGGGAAACAUGAAGAAAGUAAACAUUUUUACACAGAAGUAACAAAGUUUAUUGAAGGCAAGAAAGAAAACAAAAAUGAUGAAUCACUUUCUGAGGUAGACUCAUCCAAGGCAACUGCAGAUGCUUCUAACCAAGAACAGUCUACUACAUUCAUGGCAGACCAAAGAAGUGAUGACACAGAGAUUGCUUCACACGUUCCAAAUUAG